AAUUUCUGGUCGCUUUUUCGGGACACGCCGCUCGCACCCAACAGCUUCCGGGUGAUCUCUGGAGCGAGCCCGGUUAUUUUUCUCCCGUGACUCCGAGUACGACGAGCUCAGUUUUCCAAUAGACACCCAGGGGACUGCGAGGCGUCCACUAUGACUCUGCGCGGCGGUGCGCAUUUUGUUGUGCUUUUUCCUCGGAACACAUAGCGGCAAGCCGUAGGGAACUCGCUUGAGGACAAUGCGGCACUAGUCACACCGGCCGCUUCUUUGGUUAUCUGGGAUUGAGUAGAUCGUCGCUUCUCGCGGAGUGCUCUAAACGCGAUGCUGGAGAGGACAGCGACGAGCAUCGAGCCGUGCAGCAGCAGCCUCCAGCGAGUUCUUCCGUCGGCCAGGUCUUGUUUGCAAAGCCGCCGCAAGCUCCAUACCACGUUCUGGCACCAUGGAGCUGCGGAGAUGGAGCUCAUCGACGCCUGCCAGGCCCUCAUGCGCAUGCCUCCCGCCCAGCCGACCUCUCAUGCGCCGCCGACGAAACCCAACAAGCCGCCCGAGACGAUGACAGCUUCCGGAUUCCUCCUUGACUUCCUGUACCCGACCGGCACCGCAGCUCUUUUACGAAAGCCGUAUCUGAUACACCCGGUGCGCCUGGAUCCGAGGCCGAGGACCUCAAGCCGCAUGUCGCGUCUCUUCACCUCAGCGGUCUCUCGCCACUCGGAUAAUCCCUCGACCUCGCAUGCGGCUGCGAGGGAGUCUGGCAGCCUAGGAGAAGCAGAGGAGCAUGACGUCGGGAAGCAAAGAUAUCACGAGUAUGACUUUGAAGAUGAAGACGGCGAUGAGGGUGGUGGCGAGGAAGGAGCUGAGGAAGGAGCUGAGGAAGAAGUCGGGUUCGCAGAUCCAGAAGCGUUGCGGAAACUCCUAUAUUCCGACCACGCCGGCGCUUAUGAUCAGAUCUUUCAGCUCUACGCGAAUCUUGAUCCGAGCCUGAAAGACGACUUCACAACCGAUGUUCUCCUCGCCAUUGCUCCGUCGACGCGCCCAAUCGAAGCUUGGAGAGUUAACGACCUGUUUGCGCACUAUCGAGUCGACGAGUGGACCGAGGACAUAGUCCGUGCUGCGGUCAAGGCGCGGCUUUCAUUGCACAAUGUCCCAGAAGCCAUGUCGAUUUUCAGAACUGCAAUGGAACAGCGUGGGUUUGGUCGAGCGUUGGACUACAUUCUGUCCUACGGAUUUGAGCUGUCGUCAUGGGACUUGAUUCUGGAAGCGUGGCAGCUGUACUUCAGCAUCAAGGGGGAAUCAGAACCUGUGUUUCAACCACCGAGUCAGACAACUACGCAGCCCGACGUUGAAGCGACGGAUGCGCCAGGUCUGGAGGAGGUAGUCGAGUCAGAGCAGCUCGAAGACGUUGAACCCGAUGCCACACCGGUGGCUGCGGCGGAACUACAGCCUUCUGCGGAACCGAAAGCGGCGGAGCCAGAUGCCGAGUCGGCGCAACUGCAGAACGUCGAGUCUGUAGUCGCGCCAUCAACCGAGCAGACCGCAAAGUCGAUGCCUGAAUCGACAGCGGUGGCAGCACUGAAGCCCGGGCAAGAGCCAGCAUCUUCACAAGACACCCAGUUUGCUGUCGAGUCCGGGGUUGUGCAGGACGCAGGAGCCAUUUCCCCGGCUGACUCUGCGGUUGAGGAUAGUCCAGAGUCCCCGGUGAAUCACGAGGCCGCAACCACACGAAGCACCGGGCUGGGAAUCAGCUACCCGACUCUGGCUGCAACAGAGAACUUCGAGGUCAAAGUCAGGGAGCUGUACAAGUUCCUCGAAAACGAUCCUGAGCGCCUGGACAAACGCACCGCGCUUGUCGAUUCGUUUCUGAAACACAUCGUCAGACAUUCGUUGGACUUGUUCCGACCGUCGGAUGUUAUAUUCAUGCUAGACCGUGCCCGCGAUCCGCUAUCCUAUGAGCGCUACAUCAUCCUCAACGCGGAGCAGGGGCGGAACAGGCUCGCGAGCGACCUCUACAAGAAGUACCGCGCGCUUCCCAAUAAAGCGCGCGUGGCCGAGUCCGUCCUGCGUGUCAUGAUUGACAUCUUCUUCCCACACAACGUCCAUGGAAUGGAACUGCUUCUGGAGGACUGGUACCGCGACUAUGGCCGCCUGAAUGAGAGGGCAUACCAUAAGUUCAUGGCCUUCUAUGCGGGACGUGGCGAUAUCAAGUCCAUCAUGCGGCUGGUCAAGGAGUAUGCCAAACACUACGAUGUCGAGGUCGAGAAAGAUCCAAAGUGGGUCGCGAACCUCAUGCAUGCUCAUGCGGUCCGGGGCGAUCCAGAGGCAGCCCGCCAUGUCAUGGACAGUGCUGUUGAGAGAUCCGGGGAGCCGCCCGAGGUGAAGCAAUGGAACAUCUUGCUGAACGCCUACGCGAAGGCAGGGGAUUACGAAGGAGCCAUCGAUCUUUUUGCACACAUUUGCAACGAAUGCGAGCCAGACGACUACACGUUCGCCACCAUGAUGCACAUGGCUGGCUUCCGCGGCGACCUUCAGUUCACUCUCGAACUCUUCCAGCUGGCAAGGGAGCGGAACAUUGAGCCGAACGUGGCGAUGAUGCGGGCGUUGGCCGAGGCGUACUGCCAGAACGACCGGCAUGCCGAGGCGGAGAAACUGUGCGUCCAGCUCACAAAGAGACGGGAAAUCGCCGGCGACUAUACUUUCCUCUGGAACGGGCUUCUUCGGCAUAACGCGAGGCGGCGAGAUCUGACCACGGUCAACCGGUUGCUCGAGCUUAUGUCGUCGCUGGGGAUCGCCUACAACCAGGAAACGUACAGUCAACUGAUCCUGGCGCUGCUCUACGCCCGCCAGUCCCAUCAUGCCAUGCACCUGCUCCGGGUAGCCCACCGCGAGGGCGUCUUCGAGCCUACGGCAGACCACUACGUCAUGCUCAUGGCGGCCUUCAUCAACAGCGGCGAGCCGCACAUGGCGCUCAGAACCAACGAGCUGAUGGCCAAGAUGAACUACCCUGAGUCGGCGAUGCGCAUGACCAAAGUCAUCGACGCGCUGGGAAGAUGGCAGCAGCUCCCUUCCAGCAAGCGGCGGGGCCUCCGCGGACAGCACUUCCUCAAGAGGAUCCUGCGCGGUUUCUACGAGGCCAUGAAGAGGGAGGAGCAGGGUGCGCCAGACGACGUCCGCUCGGUCGUCGGCCUCUACUCCAAAGUGAUAUUCAUCUUGACGCAGAUGCGCGAGUUCGCCACGGUGCAGCAAAUCGUACAGCUCCACAACUCUCGGUAUCCCUCCCGCGGCACCGAGGAGACCAUCCCGCUCAAGCUGCUGCACAGCGUCAUGCUCGCCGAUUUCUACGAGAAGAAGUACGACCGCGUCAAGCAGACAUGGGAGCUCAUCCUCGAGAGAUCAAGCGAGCGGUACCAGCCCGCCUCGGCUCACCUUGGCGCCGAGGACCCCACCGCGCCGCGCAAGCCGGUCAUCUACGCCCAGCGCUUCCGGCUCUGCAACCCCCUCAAGACAAUGCAACGCCUGUACCUCCAGACAGAAGACCCCGAAGGCCUUAUGAACCUGGUCAGCACGGUCCGCGAGCGCGGCUUCGACCUCGACAGCAAGAACUGGAACUACCACGUCCAGGGCCUGGCCCGGCUCAAACAGUGGCGCCAGGCCUUCACCGUAUGUGAAGAGGUGCUGAUGCCUCAGUGGAUGGGCUGGUACGCCGUGCGCGCCGAGGCGAAGGAGAAGAACCAGUUGCCGCUGGAACUGCGCCGUGCUGGCACCAACCCGGCCCGGCCGCGGCCCAUUGCGCAUACCCUGCUGAUCCUGGCCAAGGAGUACAUGGACCUGGAGCAGAUGGCGCUCUGGUCGCACGAGGCAAAUAGGGAGUUCAAGUUCAUCACCGAAAACUGCCCCAAGACGGUGCACGCAGUGACCAGCAUGGUACGGUCUGGGUCGCCGCUGGAGGCCGAGAUACUCGGGGAAGAGAGGCGGGAGGAGUCCGACGUCAUGGACACGGACUUGGAUGGGCGGUGGCAUGCCGAGAAGGUACAGGGCAGGGAGACCGAGGAGUUGCGAGCGCGAGGCGGGGGAAGGCCAGGGAAGCUGGUGAGACAGGCCACGCCGAAAUGGGCAAGGAGCGCAAGGAGAACAGAGCAGGAGAACGUGCCGUAUGAUGAUGUCUGGACACAGGGCGGAUAUCUGAAUGUCGGCGAUCCCGCGGCGCAGAAGAAGAAGGGGAGUCAAGCGGAAUUGUCUGAGGAGGAUAUCCUCAGGCGGCUGAAGGGAGAAGGCGAAAAGUAAAGUGGUUAGUCCUUAGCUCUGCGUUGUAUGAUAUAGUGCGUAUGGGAUGUGCUUGUAUACAUACAUGUAUGUACAUGUACAUUACCUUAUAUAUCAACAACCGUGACUAAGUAGAUCUGCACUUAGACAUUCUAUACAUGUGGCAACCGCGAGUUGUGUAAAAUGCAUACCUAGUGAGCUUCUGGGCGCAAUCGAUGUUCA
Chaetomium strumarium is the source of this 4476-nucleotide messenger RNA. RefSeq lists its product as uncharacterized. The transcript has a single exon. Gene Ontology annotation, molecular function: protein binding; mRNA binding. NCBI's taxonomy places the organism in Eukaryota, Fungi, Ascomycota, Sordariomycetes, Sordariales, Chaetomiaceae. The record is from RefSeq and is a predicted model, not a curated record. The coding region runs from base 319 to 4275 and encodes 1318 amino acids.